UUUUAUUGUGAUGUCACGUUUACGUGUUCCACGUCACGGAAGUCACAGAGAUGGUCCAUUAGAGCCCUAAAACCAAGCUGAAGCUUGUAUUAUCGGUCUUGUAAUGUGUCAAUACUUUACAGGAUACAGACUCAGGACUGUUCUGGUCUAAAAGAGAGCCGGAAACUCUCGAAAGCGGGGGUGUUGAGUUGGUGAGCGAGCCUGCCUGCCGUUUUGCAGGCUAGCUCGCUAGUCAAGUAGCCGUCUAGCUGCCUUGGCGACGAGCUGAGUAAUUAAUCUAAACACAGACCUCGAGGCAGCACGCAGUUAUUUCGUUUUACGGUCAUCGUGUAUUGCGUAGCCAUGGCAACUCGGCGACUGACCGAUGCCUUCUUAUUAAUGCGGAACAAUGCAAUCCAAAACCGGCAGAUUUUGGCUGAGCAAGUGAGUACACUCGACCCCCGUCGAACUCUGAAUACACGUAGCAAUGCUGCGGAGUUUGAUGAGUUGGCAGAUGACCGUAUGGCUCUGGUGUCAGGCAUCAGUUUGGAUCCAGAGGCUGCUAUCGGUGUCACAAAGAGACUUCUGCCUAAAUGGGUGGAGGGAGUGGAUGAGAUUCAGUAUGAAAUCACACGUAUUCGUCAGAAGAUGAAGGAACUGGCCAGUCUGCAUGACAAACACAUGAACCGGCCCACACUGGAUGACAGCAGUGAGGAGGAGCACGCCAUCGAGAUCACUACACAAGAAAUUACACAGAUGUUUCACAGGUGCCAGCGGGCCGUGACGGGGCUGCAGACUCAGAGCCGUCAUUGUACAGAACAAGAAAACAGGCUGUUGACUAAUGUGGUCUCCUCACUGGCCCAGAGCCUUCAAGAACUGUCAAUCAACUUCAGACACACACAGUCAAGCUACCUGAAACGGAUGAAAAACCGUGAAGAAAGAUCCAAGCACUUUUUUGACUCUGGUCCUCUUGUGGAGGAAGAUGAAGAUAUUGCGCUAUAUGACAGAGGAUUUACAGAUCACCAACUAGUGCUGGUUCAGCAAAACACAGUGGUGGUAGAAGAGCGAGAGAGAGAAAUUCGACAAAUUGUUCAGUCCAUCUCUGACCUAAAUGAGAUAUUUAGAGAUCUUGCUGGAAUGGUUGUUGAACAGGGCACAGUCCUCGACAGAAUCGACUUCAAUGUGGAGCAAGCUUGUGUCAAAACAGACGAGGGGCUGCAGCAGCUGCAGAAGGCUGAACAGUACCAGAAGAAAAACCGCAAGAUGCUGGUCAUUUUAAUUCUCUUUGUCAUAGUCGUUGUUCUAAUACUUGUUCUGUUCGGGACAAAGUUUAGAUGAAUAAUUCCAUGGCCUCUAGGAGGGAUCUACCUGUAUGUAUGAGAUAAACUGAUGUGUGUGUGUGAGUAGGUAUGCAUGCUAACUUUCAACACCAUUAUUUGAGAGUGGAAAAUGUAAAAGGUGCUUACGUUUUAAAAUACUACUCAACAAAGUGAAGAUGAGGACAGGGCAGUGUCUGGAGACAUUUGUGUGUCUAUUUCUGUUGUGAGGCAGCGUUAGUACUCGGGUUCCUUUCAGAGGGCCAUUUUUCUUCAUUUUCUCUAACAAGCACAGUAAUUAGGAGUGUGGAUGUGAUAUGGGAGCAUGUUCAUCUCAACUGCCCUUGUCAUCUAAUUUAAAGAGUAAACAGGAAGAUGAUGGGAAAAUAUUAGGAAUCCUCGGAAGAUGAUCAUAUAUGCUUGGGUGAAUUUAUUCAAAAGAAUGCCCAGGUUAUAGUUUUUUGCUAGUUUCCCUCUCAACUCUCAUUACUGUAAUGCAGAAUUUAAUUAUUUAAAUCAAAAAUUAAAAGUAAAGUUGCAGUUUUACAGUAUUUUUUUUUUUUUUUUUUUUUUUACUGUAUAAUAGUGGUACAAAUCUACUGGGAAGAACCAUUGAGAAUAAUGGAAAGUAAAUUAGAGUGUUAAAGUAAAUGAGACUUUAGGGGGGAAUGGGCUUAGUGGUCAUUAAAAUAAUUAUAAUGAUGCAUAUUCUUAACAUAUAUUCAUUUGAAUAUGGGGUUAAAUGUCACCUGAACGUGUUUCAUAAAGAUUCACCCACUUUCUUGGUUUCAGUCAACAUCAGUAGUGAGCAUCUACACUGAAACCUGUCAUAAGCUGCCUUUGAAUUGGGAUGUGUGUGUUCGAUGCAAGCCCAAGAUGACAUCAUAAACUGUUUACCUAAGAUCUGAGAAUUUUCCCAUGUGUGUGUCUGAGAGAAGCACUGACACUCCAGUCAACCGUGAAGGAAACUGACGACUGAGGAAUGAGGAACUCAAAGCAUUUACCAUGUUCAGUUUUUAAUGUUUAUAUAUAUGUAUGUAUGUGGUAAAAUGAAAAUCAUUGGGAUUAUGAGGGGUUGAAUGAACUGAAUGUUACAUUGUCCUUUACGAGUGUCUAUUGCUGAGAGUUAGUUCCCAAAGCACCGUCAUGUGUUUGUCUAUGUUUUAAUGGCAGUGUUGCUUUGAUAUCAGUAUCAUUUCAGUGAUUUAUUCAGUGAAACGUGGGAGUGAUUGAUCAAGAUUUUUUGAAUCACUCCGUUCCUUGCCUUAAAGAGUGAACAUCUGUGUGCUGAACUUGGAUGUUUUUAAAGCUUUCCUUGUCCAUGUUUCAUUGGCUGGUGUUGUCACUACUGUAUUGUUCAGUCUGACCUUUGAACUUAAACUGAACUUUGCCCUUCAGUCUCAGACAGAAGCUCUGUCGGUUCGGCUGAUUGACUGUAAAACUACUGUUCCCUGUACAAGAGGAAAUUAUUUAUUUUAGAUGCAAACGUGUACAGAGUUUAUGGAGUUCUGUUGUUGUCCGUUGGUAGUCCAAAGUCCUUUUUUUUCUUUGUUUAUUGUAAUGAUGAUUUACUUCUUUAUGCUUUUUUUUUUAUAAAUCAAUUCCUGUUAAGGGUAAUUGCACCACUACUGUAUGAUGGGGUAAAAUCAUGUUGUUGACCUUAUUAUUUUAUAAAUACAGAGACCGUUUAUUCUUAUGUUAUUUUAGAAGGUUUGAAAAAAUAUAACUGCACAGUCAAGGCUUAAAUCCAUUUCAUGUGAUUUACGCCAUGAUUUUGUCGUGAAACCCAGUGUGAAUUAUAAUAUUUUCCUGCCAUUACGGUACUACUGUAUGCCAUUUGAACCUUCUGUAAACGCUGAACAGGUUUUUAAUGAAAUUAAAACAAAUAUAUAUA
This is a messenger RNA of Cyprinus carpio (common carp), 3189 nucleotides long. Its product is annotated as syntaxin-16. The record is from RefSeq and is a predicted model, not a curated record. Gene Ontology annotation, biological process: vesicle fusion; vesicle-mediated transport; intracellular protein transport. Gene Ontology annotation, molecular function: SNAP receptor activity; SNARE binding. The transcript is spliced from 9 exons. Bases 343 to 1317 code for a protein of 324 amino acids. Gene Ontology annotation, cellular component: membrane; SNARE complex; endomembrane system. NCBI's taxonomy places the organism in Eukaryota, Metazoa, Chordata, Actinopteri, Cypriniformes, Cyprinidae.